This is a messenger RNA of Stegodyphus dumicola, 1006 nucleotides long. RefSeq lists its product as uncharacterized. NCBI's taxonomy places the organism in Eukaryota, Metazoa, Arthropoda, Arachnida, Araneae, Eresidae. The record is from RefSeq and is a predicted model, not a curated record. Gene Ontology annotation, molecular function: RNA binding.
UCGUUCAAAGUCUGUGCAAGCCCUCGUUGAAGCGCAUUGCUACACGCUGUCCUAUCGACGUAGAUUGUGGUAAGACGUAGCAUAUUGUGUCCUUUGCUAAGAUUUAUUCCUGAAUAGACAUGGUUUUUCAGUCAAAAGCUUCAGGGACGCCAAAAGGUGAUCAGAAGAAAAUGAAAGGCAAGAUAAGCAAAUCAGGAGAUGAUUUAGAUUUAUUUGGUGACAUGGAUUCAGAUAAUGAUGGUAUAGAUGAUGAUGGUGAUAGUGAUGAUCAGAAGCAGAAUAAGAAAACGCCUGUUGUCAAAACACCUAAAGGAAAACAAGUAUUGAGUGCCAAAAAACAAACUGGAAGCGACAAAAAAGUUAGUUUUCAAAUACCAGGCAAAAAUACACCAGCAAAGACACCAAAAAAAGAAAAUUCAAUUGCUAAAAAGCCUACUCCUGCUAAAGUUAAUACUGCUAUGAAAGAGUUUAAAGGAAUGAAAGGAAAUGCAAAUCAAUUGAAGAAAACAAUUAAAAAAGAGGAUGAUGAUGAUGAAGACGAGGACGAAGAAGAUGAUGAUGACGAUGAUUUUGAUUUGGAUUUGGAUGAUGACAACAUGGAUGAUGAUGAUGACAACGACGAUGACGACGAGGACGAUGAUGAUGAUGAUGAUGACGACGACGACGAUGAAGAAGAUGAUGAGGAAGAAGAAGAAAGUGAGCAGAAUAAAGAAAAAAGUGUUAAGGGCAAACCUAAUCAAUUACAACAAAGUAAAGAAGGUGCAAAGAACAAACAACAAAAUAAAAAACAAGGUGUGCAGAAUAAUGAAGAAACUGUGAAAAAUAAAUUGAAUCAGUUAAAACAAGGUUUACAAAAAAGUGCUGAAGCAAGCGAAAGAGAAAACACCUUCUAAAAGUGCUGAAACACUCAAAGAAAAGAAACUAGAGAAAACUCCAAAAGCAGAAAAGACUCCAAAAACUGAAAUAAGGAGCUUUUCACAGAAGGCUCUUGAUGAAGCAAGAAAAA